CUUUCAAUCAGCUGUAAAGCGGCUGAUAGUCACGUUCUGUUCCGCAGUCUGCUCAGUGAGGUUUUAGUUAGGUUGUGUCAAGAUGAACAACGGGAUCUGUGGAUUAAUUAGGAAAGUUGCAUUAAAGAAUCCUAAUCCACCUGUUACUGUGGUGUCCCGAUGUAAUUUCAACAAUGAAGCUUCAUUUGAAACCAAGCCUUACAAAUUACAUAAGCUGGAUAAAGGUCCUAGCACUUCUGUCACUGUCACCCGGGAAGAUGCAUUAAAGUAUUUCCGCCAGAUGUACACUAUAAGGAGAUUGGAGACUGCAUCAAGCAAUUUGUACAAGGAAAGAAUCAUUCGAGGAUUUUGCCACCUAUCAAAUGGACAAGAAGCAUGUGCUGUAGGAAUGAAAGCUGCAAUGCGAGAACAAGAUACUAUAAUUUCUGCCUAUCGUGUCCAUGGUUGGGCUUAUCUUCAGGGUGUAUCUGCGCUCGGGGUUCUGUCUGAACUUACUGGGAGGCAUACUGGUUGCUCUAGGGGCAAGGGAGGUUCCAUGCAUCUUUAUGGCAAAAACUUCUAUGGUGGAAAUGGAAUAGUAGGAGCUCAGGUUCCGCUUGGUGCUGGAAUCGCAUUGGCCCACAAGUAUCUCAAUGACAAAGGAGUUUGUUUUUCCUUGUAUGGAGAUGGGGCUGCCAACCAAGGACAAGUCUUUGAAGCGUACAAUAUGGCAAAAUUAUUAAAACUGCCAUGUGUAUUUGUUUGUGAAAAUAAUGGCUACGGGAUGGGAACAUCAUCAAAAAGAUCAUCAGCUAGUGUUGAUUAUUACAGCAGAGGAGACUACAUCCCGGGUGUCAGGGUUGACGGUAUGGAUGUACUUGCUGUUAGAGAAGCUUCACAGUAUGCUAUUGAUCACUGCACAUCUGAUAAAGGUCCUUUUGUGUUGGAAGUGGAAACAUAUAGGUAUAGUGGACAUUCCAUGUCUGACCCUGGAACCUCUUAUAGGACAAGAGAAGAAAUUCAAGAAGUUAGACUGUCCAGAGAUCCAAUAACAUCUUUUAAGGAAAAAAUGUUGAUUAGUAACUUAGCAUCUGCUGAUGAACUUAAGGCAAUCGAGGUAGAAGUUCGUGCAGAAGUUGAAGAAGCCAAUGUGAGAGCUCGAACUGAAAGCGAAGUUUCGAUCGAAGAAUUAGCUAGUGAUAUUUACAUUAAUCCUCUUGAACCUGAAGUCAGAGGAAUCUCUCCUUUUGAUUCUGUUAAACAUGUUAAUGUUGGAACUCCAUUCAUACCACAUUAAUAAUUAAGAGUCUCUUAUCUGCAGUAAAUACUGAUAUUAUGAUAUAUGAUCUCUAAUAUUUGAGAGGUAACAUCAUAUCAAACUGCCAUACUCACUAGACAAUAAUAAAAAUAAUAAAACAAAUCUGAAGCUAAGAAUUAGUAAAUGAAAAUAAAUACAGGAGUGUUGGAAACAAAUUGUUAAAAGUUUUUAAAGAUUAAAGUGAGUUACAUAAAAUUUACUUUUUACUAUCAGUAUGUUAUUGUUUUGAAUUUUUUUAAACAGAUUUCAUUCAGAGUAAAAAUAAAAUCAAAGGUAAUUGAAUUGUUAAGUUUAACAUAAUGGAUGAUAAAAUCAGUUUUAUCAGUGAAGAUUAAAUAUGAAAUUUCGUCCAAAAUAAAAUUUAGAAACCAAAAAUACUCACUCCUUUAUGUAAUAUAUUUCCAUAUUAGUUGUUUUAAUUGAUUACCUCAUAUUUUAUCAGAAUCUUUACAAUACCUCUAUUUUUUUUAAACUUAUUUAUAUACUUUAUUCUGCUGUCUAAUGUUGAACUGAAAUAGGUUAUUAUAGUCACAACUCAAUUUCAAUGGAUUAAGUUUUGUCUUGAAUUUAAACAAAUAUCUGUUCUAUUCGUUAGUUGUUAUAUUGUAAAAUAUUUUUAAAAACAUGGUAAUUUUCUUUUUUAAGUAUUUAUUUGUCCAUAUUUGCAGUUACAUACCUUUUUCAUGCAUCCCAUUUUCUUUUCCAAAGCUGCUCCUCUCCUUUUAAAUCAUAGAUUAUUUUUCAAAGUUUCAUAUUAUAUAAAUAUUUUGAAUCAUUUAUUUUUUUAAUUAUUUAUAAUUAAGUAUAAUAAUGUAUAAAUUGAAAUAGUUUUAUCUAUACAAAGAAAUAAUACUUAAUCCCCAUUGAAUAAGCUUCCCAUUUCCUUCAAUGACUUUAUGAAUCCGAUACUCAACAGGUGAUAUACAGGAAAAUUUCCUUUACCAAACCAUUCUUUGGGGGUUUAGUUCAUAUAUGUUAUUAAUUGCCAUUUGAAUAGUUGCUUCAAAUCAAUAAUUUGUGGUAUUUUUGUUAUUUAAUCAAAAUAUUUUUAUUUUAAAAGACUUAUUAAAAAUAAAAGGAUCUAAUUUGUUGGUUAUUUAUUUCGAGAUUUUAUAUUAGUAUUUAUUAAAACUUUUUUACAUAUCAUCUUUUUGUUUUCUCCUCUUUGAACUUGUUACCAUUAAGUACAAAAAUGAUAAAAGUAAAACAACGAAAAGUGUCUUUAUAACUCAUAAUUUGUAUAUAUACACAUAUAUUUUUUAUUUUAGCUCUUUUUUUAUCUUUUGAUUUCAAUUAAUGAGUUGUUUUGUGAAAUUCGUUGGAGGAUUUUUCUUCUCUUUAGUAGUCUAAUUAAAUUUUUUUAAAGAUGAGACAUGAUGGCUGAUGUGAAUGAUUUAUUCAGAUUAUUUAUAAGUGAAUAUGAUUUUAAAAAAUCAAAUUUUGAGUGCUAAGUUUUUACUUAUAAAUAUCCAUUUUUCUUAAUUAUAGGUUAAUACUGGUGAAUGUUUCAUUAUAUUCUUUACCAUCCUUAGGAUUUGUCAGUUAACCAAUUUUUUUAGUUGUUUUAUCCAAACUGUAAGCAAGAGUUUUACCAACUCAGCUUUAUCAAAACUAAAAUAUAACUCUCACAAACUAAAGUUCUUUGAUCUGUUUUUACUAACCGUAUUAUGCUUUUUUUUAUUUUGCUUAUUAUUAAAUAUAUUACUAAUUUAAUUAUUUAUUAAGGUUGGCCUGAAUCUACCUCAAAAAUGACCCUGUUUACUAUUUACUCCAACUACUUUUUAUAAACACAUAAAAUGAAUGCAUAUAAAUCUGUUUGUUUUUGAAAAAUUACGGAUUAACAAAAUAAAAUAAAAGUUAUGAGGGUCAAUAAUUAACUAAUUUCUGAUGUUUAAUUCACAUAUAAAACAACCAAAAAAAGUAAUCAUUGAUUUUUAUUUGCAUCACCAUACUUGAAUGAAUUUACAUAAUGACAUCAUUAUCCUUAUCCCUUUAAUCCUUCUGUUUUAAUUAAUGUGUUUAAUGAUAUCCUUUUGAAACUUAUAUAUUCCAGUUCUAUAAGUUUGUAAAAUGUGCCAUAUGAAUAUAUGUUAUAUUUCUUUGUAUAAUAAGUUUUAAGUAGUCAACUCAAUUGUAUAAGGCAGUGAAGUCUUAGAUAUUUUCAUGUAAUUAAAUUCAUAAAGUAAAAGAACAAUAUAUCCUUUUUAUCAACUUUUCUCAUUGUAUCUAAAAAAUUAAUACCUGCCAUAUCAGGACUGCUAAUGAAAAUAUAUUAAUUACACAUUCCGUUAUAUUGUAAUAUUAUUUUUUGUUUUCAUUAACAUGUCUAUGGUUUUAAUACAGAUCAGUUUAUUAUAAAAUGAUAAGUGGCACAUUCUUUCAUUUAUACUCUUCCUCAUCCUUUUUACAAUAUAAUCACUGAAAUUAUUUAUUUAAAGUGUUUUGUUCUCUCCCCACCUGUGAUGUAUUAUUUAUAUCUUUCGCAUUUUACUGUUAAAUGUGGAGUUUUUAUGUCCCACAACUCCUGUAAUGCAUUUAUGUAUACAGACAUAAUUAAUAUUAUGAUGGUGAUAUUCUGUUUUAGAAUAAAAAUAAUAACU
Molecule: messenger RNA, 3897 nt
Organism: Nezara viridula (southern green stink bug)
Lineage: Eukaryota; Metazoa; Arthropoda; Insecta; Hemiptera; Pentatomidae
Source: the annotation of a GenBank genome assembly